Molecule: messenger RNA, 1983 nt
Organism: Spodoptera exigua (beet armyworm)
Lineage: Eukaryota; Metazoa; Arthropoda; Insecta; Lepidoptera; Noctuidae
Source: the annotation of a GenBank genome assembly
AAAAUAUCGAAUUUACUUGAUAAACUCGUUAACCCAAUGAUGGUUUAGGUAAUUUUAAAGUAGCACAAAUUAUGUUAAGUCAUGUUGAAACGCAACUCAAGUGUUUAUGUGCUAUACGUUAUAAGUUUUAUAUAGUGACAUAUCAUCGUUGUAAUACUUACAAUCCUAGUGAUGUGAUUCAGUGUCAGUGUGUUGCCGGAGGCCACAGAGUCGACACCGACCGGCGCCAUAUUUUGCCCACUAUUCGAGACACGCGCCGCUCGCGGCCUUCAAAUACUCUAUAAUGAAGCCCAGUGUAUUAAUUUCUAUAUUGUCAUUACUAGUGCUAACAGAUUACGCGUGUAGUCUCAAUAUCCUUGGAAUAUUUCCAUACCAAGGCAAAAGUCACUUUAUCGUUUUUCGUGUUUAUUUACGUGAACUCGCGAAGAGAGGUCAUAAUGUGACCGUUAUUUCUCAUUUUCCUGAACAAGAUCCACCUGCGAACUAUCAUGAUAUAAGUUUAGCUGGAAGUACAAAGCCCAUAGAAGACGAAGGUCCCUUCCAGACUUCAUAUCUCAUUCUGUUGGCUGUUAGCUGGUUCCUUGCUCAUAGCGGUGUUCAAAACUGUGACACAAUGUUGGCAAACGAUCGAGUGCAAAGUUUGAUCAAAGAAAAACCGAAGUUCGACGUGAUUGUCGUGGAGCAGUUCAAUAGUGAUUGUGCUCUUGGUGUCGCCCACAAGUUCGACGCUCCGGUUGUUGGUAUAAUGUCGCAUAUACUUAUGCCCUAUCACUAUCAAAGACUGGGUAUCCCUUACAACCCAGCUUAUGUUCCAUUCCAUUUCCUGGAAGGUGGAACUAAACCUACCCUAUAUCAAAGAGUAGAAAGAACCAUAUUCGACUUUUACUUCAGAACACUAUAUAAAUAUUAUACUCAAAGAAGUAAUCAAAACAGUCUUGCAAAAUAUUUCGACGACAUUCCGCCCUUAGAUGAUUUGGCUCGAGACAUGAAGUUUCUCCUUCUGUACCAUAACUUUGUACUCACUGGAUCAAGGUUAUUCCCUUCUAAUGUAAUUGAAGUUGGAGGUUUCCAUGUUAUCGACGCAAAACCUUUAACUGGUGAUCUCAAAAAAUUUGUCGAUGAAGCUGAGCAUGGCGUGAUCUACAUUAGUUUUGGGUCAGUUGUGAAAGCCACUACGAUGCCCGCAGACAAAGUGCAGGAUGUACUGAAUGUAAUGAAGCAACUACCACAACGAUUUAUUUGGAAAUGGGAAGACAAGACUUUACUGGUGGACAAAAAUAAACUGUACACUAAAAAUUGGCUUCCUCAAGUUGAUAUUCUAGCUCAUCCGAAAACGUUAGCGUUUUUGUCUCAUGCUGGCAAUGGUGGUACCACGGAAGCUAUACACUAUGGAGUACCAAUGGUAGCCAUGCCAAUAGUUGGAGAUCAACCUGCAAAUGCCGCAGCUGUAGAAGAAAGUGGACUUGGAGUAACGUUACAAGUUAGAGACUUGAAUCAAGAAAACCUGUUGAAUGCUUUCAAAAAAGUGUUGGAUCCCAAAUUCAGGGAGAGAGUGAAAGAAGUGUCCAAGGCGUGGCAUGAUCGGCCAAUCUCGCCAAUGGAUACCGCUGUGUAUUGGACGGAAUUUGCAGCCAAGCAUCCCAAUUUCACAUUCAGAACAGCAGCUGCAGACGUUCCAUUUUACCAGUACAUUAACCUAGACGUAGCUGCUGUGCUCAUCACGAUAUUUAUUUUGAAUAUUGUAGCAUUGAGAAUAGUUAUAAAUAAAUGUAGAUCCAACAAAAAAGUUACUACAAAGACUGAAAAGAAAAAGGCGAAGCGUGCAUAGUCGCGAGAGAUUCAAAUUAAGUAUUAGAUUAAGCGUAUCAAAUUAUAAAUAGCACUAACAAAAAGCUGGCAACUUAUCAUUAAUUUGAAAUCAAGAUACCGAUCGCAAAAAUGCCAAUACUCAACUUAGGGUACGAUUCUAAAAUACAUUAAAAU